This is a messenger RNA of Motacilla alba alba, 2934 nucleotides long. RefSeq names its product tumor necrosis factor receptor superfamily member 10B-like. Gene Ontology annotation, molecular function: protein binding. The record is from RefSeq and is a predicted model, not a curated record. Gene Ontology annotation, biological process: TRAIL-activated apoptotic signaling pathway; positive regulation of apoptotic process. Gene Ontology annotation, cellular component: cell surface; plasma membrane. Lineage: Eukaryota; Metazoa; Chordata; Aves; Passeriformes; Motacillidae. Bases 145 to 1260 code for a protein of 371 amino acids. The transcript has 10 exons.
GUCCCUAUAAAAGCUCCGCUCGGCGCACUCCUAACACACUUUCCUCCAAGUUGGGGGGAGCGGCGGUUGUCCCGGACGAGUGGCACAGCCCGUGUCCGGCCCUCGCCCGUAGCCCGCCCCGCGGAGCAGCGCGCUGCGCUCGCCAUGCGCCGGCCCCGACGGCGCUGCCUCCCUGCGCUGCUGCUGGUCACGGCGGCCGCUUUGGGAGCUAAUGCUGUCACCCUGAGGAAGAGGGACAGCUUGGAUUCCUUGGAUUCCCCACUAGGCUGGGGAGGGGAAGAUGAUUACUACAGGAAGAGCGACGGGCUCUACUGCCGGAAGUGCCCCGCAGGAGAGUACAUUGCCAAGGAAUGUGAGGAGCAUAAGGGCUCUGGCAAGUGUGAGUCCUGCAGAGCCGGGGAAUACAUGGAAUAUCCAAACGCCUUCCAGUGGUGCCGGGACUGCUCGCAGUGCAGGGAAGAUCAGGUGGAGCUGAGUCCCUGCCAGACCACCAAGAACACGGUGUGUGCCUGCAGGAACGGCACCUUCUGCCCCCCGGACCACCCCUGCGAGAUGUGCCAGAAGUGCCAGCCCAGGUGUCCCGAGGGCCAAGUGGUGCUGAAACCCUGCACGCCUGACAGUGACCUCCAGUGUGGUCCUGACACGGACACCUCCCGCUCCUACCUCAAGGUCAUCAUCCCAGUGACUCUUGGGAUCAUAGCUGUGAUCCUGUUAGGGAUUGUGUUCUACAGGAAACAGCUCUGCAGCUCCCCAGGGGAUGGGAGACCCUCGAGCAGGAAGCCCUAUGAAAUGGUGAGCUCUAUGUUUCAGAAGCUGCUGUGGUGCAAGACAGAGAACGUGGGGGCAGAGGACAACAUCACCAACACCCAUGUAGAGAGGCAUCAGCAACACACGGCAGCAGAGAGACAGGAGAUGCUGCCAAGUGGGAAUGAGAGACCCUGGAGGAGUCUGGUUCCAGCACCAGAGGAUACAACCGGUGAAAUGCUGCGCCGCUCCUUUUACAUCUUCGCCAGGAAGGUGCCCAUAGAGGACUGGAAGAGAUUCGGCCACAGCCUGAACCUGGAGGACAAUGACAUCGCCACGGUCAACUCACAAGAUGAUUUCUACAACAUGCUGCGCAAGUGGCAGAACAGGGAGGGGUCCAAGGCCUCCGUGCACACACUGCUGGACACCCUGGACUGGCUCAGCCUGGGCGGCGUGGCAGAGGAAAUCUCCCUCAUGCUGAUCCAGAAUGGACUUUUUCAGGAUGCAACGAGCUGAAGGGAGCAGGGCACAUGCUGCAACUCUCUCCUUCAAGCUACAGCUGUGAAGUACUUCUCCCAAGUAUUAAGUUACUCAAGUAUUCCCACUUGAACAGUAGCUGUUUGUAGCUUUCCUGUGGCUCCUCUCCUUUUGAAGCCACUAUGAGUUCAGCUGAGCCAGGAGAAGCUGAUCCUCAUGUGAAGCAUGAGCCCCAGGGUUCUCUGCUGGAGUUACAGGUUCAGUGUUGGUUCUUCCCCGUGGAAUGCAAGCUGGUUUCUUGAUUUCACUGGGUCAACACCAAGAGUUUCAAAUAAUUUCAAUCUGCUUUGGACCAUCUCUCUUAGAAGCAUUGGUACUACCCGGAUUUCUUUGGGAUCCAUGCAGAGAAGGGCUUUUGACAUCCCUGUGCUUUUGAACUGGAUCAUGAUGUGGAGUCUUGUGUCCAAUCAAAGGAUUCCUGGUGUCAUAAUGGCUUCUGCUUCUAGAACAUCUCUAAGUAAGCUUCAUUCUGCAUGCUUGGUGGUUCUGCAAGCUCAGCUGGGGUCUUGGGUCUUUUUUUGUGAGCUAAAUGUUCUUGGUUUUGUUUUUGUUUUACAUGGUUCUGCUUGUUCUUAGGAGUCAGUUUAAAACUGCACUUGGAGGGGACAGGGGGAAUGAUUGAUUUGCACUAGGAACACUGGGGUUGCCUGGGGAAAGGGACAAUGCUGGGGUCACCCAGCCCAGCCCCCUGCCAGGGCCAGGGACAUCUUCCACCAGGUUACUCCAAGCCCCAUCCAGCCUGACCUUGAAUAUUUGCCAGGAUGGGGCAGCUUAUCUGGGCAGCCUUUCUGCCCGUGUUUACUCACCCUCAUUGCGAAACGCUUCCUCGUAAUAUCUAACAUAAUGUGAUCUUCAUUCAGUUUAAAGCCAUCCCCGUGUCCUGGCACUCCAGGCCCUUGUCCAGAGUCCCUCUCCAGCUCUCCUGGAGCCCCUUUAGGUACUGGAAGCAGCUUGAAGGUGUCCCAGAGCCUUCUCCAGGCUGGACAGCCCCAGCUCUCCCAGCCUGGCUGCAGAGUGGUUCCAGCCCUCGGACCAGCUCCGUGGCCUCUGGGUUUGCUCCAAGACCUCCACAUCCUUGUGGAGGCCCCAGAGCUGCAGGUGGGGUCUCCCCGGAGCUGAGGAGAAGGGAAAAAUCCCCACGUGGCCCUGCUGGGCCCAGGUUAGCCCCGUGGCUGCGGGGUGGCUCUGCUGUCCCUGUGUGCCCCACGAAGGGGUGAAUGCACUGAGUGUGAGCGUGACUGUGGUACCUCCUGCCCACCACAGCCCGUGGGCAGCUCCUCAAGCACUGUGCCUCACACAGAGCUCAGGGACAACUAGCUGUAAAAACAGCUGGGAAAACUACUGCAUUCUUUGAGCUGCCACCCCAGUCCAGCCCAGUCCACCAGGACCUUCCCCGGUGUGGUGGGAGGGCGCUCAGCACCCUUCCUGCUGCUCCCGUUCUCCCCCACCCUCCAACACGACAAGCAGGAAUUUUGUACUUAUUUAUUUAGCAAUUGUAAACAUUACAUAUAUUAACUUAAAAGUGAUAUAAAAAUAUUGGUUUUUUGUUAUGCAUGGUUGUGUGUUUUGUACAGAGCUCUGGCCCAGCCAGUUUGCUUUUCCAGUUUUUUACAUUUCUCUGUUUAUGAAGGGUUCACUUUUAAAAAAAAAAAA